AUGUGGUUCAGUAAAGCAGGAGGCCACAUGAAGCCAGCGCUGGCAUCGCUGGUGUACGCGCGGCCGCACAUCGCGGCCAAGGCCCUGGCCGAGCUGCUGGGCUGCACCAUGUUCCACUUUAUCGGCUCGCUGUCGCCCACGCCCGUCGCCAAUGGCGUGUCGCUCAUGACGUCCGUCUACUACUCGGCCAAGGUCUCCGGUGCGCACCUCAACCCCACGGUGACCGGCGUCUUUUGCCUGCUGGGCUUCACCAACCCCCUCGAGGCGGCGGUCUACAUGGCCGCGCAGGUGGCUGGCUGCGUGCUGGGCGCACUGCUGCUCGUGGUGGUCGUUCCCGGAUGCGUGGUGGGCAGCGUGCCGGCGGCGGGCGUGCUGGCGUGCUGCUUCGUGCCACGGCCGGGGCUCUCAGUGGCGCGCGUCUUUGCGUGGGAGGCCAUCGGCAUGGUCAUGUUCAUCGUGCCGAUCAUGUCCGUCGUCUGGUACACGCAGACAAAGAGCGGCUACGGCAACACGGGCCCCAUCAUGGUGGGCAUCUCGCUCUACACCAGUGCGCUGGCGGUGGGCGGCUGGACGGGCACCACGCUCAACCCGGCACACAUGCUGGGCUCGGCCAUCGUGUACAAGUGCACCCGGAACACCGUCACGGCGGCCUACGUCGCCAGCCAGGCGCUUGCCACGCUGCUGGUGCCGCUCUUCAUCGCCCCGUGUCUCCGAAAGACCACUGUUGUUUUGCAGGGUGCGGCGGGCUGCAGUGGGCCCAGCAGUGGCAAGGGCGGUGGCAGCAAGGGGGGUGGCGGCACGGUCGACACAAAGAGGGUGGCGGCGCUGCUGCAGCCGCCGCUGCGGCUGCAGCGGCCGCUGCGGCUGCAGCGGCACAAGGUGUACAAGCUGACGCGCAAGCAGUACUACAUGGAGAGCGGUGUGGUCAAGGCCAACACACAGAGCGCGGCCUGGCAGAGCUUGCCCGGCCAUGCGGCAGGCGCUGGCGACACUGGCUGUGGAGGGCGCUCCAAGUGCGUGGAUGCGGAGGGCUUUGGUGCUGUGAGACGCUGUGGGCGGGGAGCGCCUGAAGCCGCGGAUGGCACCCAGGCGGGCAGCAAAAAGAAGGUGAUCGUGGCCUACAGUGCCGUGAAGUUUGCGCUGGUGGGCCCGGGCGAGCUGGCAGUGCCGACGUCGCGGGCGUCCAAGGAGUGCUGCCAGCGGCUUGUGACGUUUCCUGUGGAUGAGUUCAGGAUGGUGGCGGUGUGGAAUGGAGACAAGGCGACGGUCUUGCAGGAUUUCUGGAGCCAGUCCCUCAUGUGGCAGAAGCAGGCUCCGUACAAGGAUGGACCAUCAAUGCUGUGCAGGAUUUCUUCCACAAGGCUGACCAGGUUGCUGAGAGCGCUUUGA
This is a messenger RNA of Volvox carteri f. nagariensis, 1389 nucleotides long. RefSeq lists its product as uncharacterized. Gene Ontology annotation, cellular component: plasma membrane. The coding region runs from base 1 to 1389 and encodes 462 amino acids. Gene Ontology annotation, molecular function: water channel activity. Lineage: Eukaryota; Viridiplantae; Chlorophyta; Chlorophyceae; Chlamydomonadales; Volvocaceae. Gene Ontology annotation, biological process: transmembrane transport. The transcript has 6 exons. The record is from RefSeq and is a predicted model, not a curated record.